Cuscuta campestris is the source of this 523-nucleotide messenger RNA. The record is from the annotation of a GenBank genome assembly. NCBI's taxonomy places the organism in Eukaryota, Viridiplantae, Streptophyta, Magnoliopsida, Solanales, Convolvulaceae.
GUUUACUGUCUUCAUUGAUCUUUAACUGAUUAUUAUGACUUUAGAGAUACGCAAAAAAAUUGAUUUUAUAUAUAUAUAUAUAUAUAUAUAUAUAUAUAUUCAAGUGAGAAUGCGAUCUUAUGAAAGAAAUAAGAAUGAAUCUGGUGCUUUAUAUUGUGAGAUCUAAGGAUUCCCAGCAACGCUGUCACAACGUCCUCGAAACCCUCCCCGCGACGAGCGGGGAAAAGGACGGCAACCCAAACGAGCUCACCAUUUUCUACGACGGCAAGAUCGUAGCCUGCGACGCCACCGAGCUUCAGGCAAGGGCCAUAAUACUCCUAGCCAGUCAAGAGAGAUGGAGAGCGCCGCCUUCGGGCCCACCGGUGACGCAGCCACCGCCGGAAGAGUUCGGGAGACCGGUGGCGAGUUACGGGCUCUCGAUGAAGAGGUCCCUGCAAAGGUUUUUGCAGAAGAGGAAGAAGAGGGCGGAAUCCGCGGCUCCCUAUCUUAAUUCGAUCAAUUGAUUCGUGGAUCGGAGUUCCGA